CUGCCGUCGCUUUCGUUCGAGGAAAGAGGACGAGAUCAGGUGAGGUGAGGGUCUCGCUCUCGGCAACCCGACGAUCUCAAUCCCAACCCCAUCGUCGCUCCCGCUCACUGCCAUGCCGAUAAUUUCUAAUCCCAUCGCUCGCUCGUUCAGUAGCUCCCAUCCCGACGAAUCGAAUCUCCGUCGCCACCUUGCCUGCUCCGGACGUGGGAGGAACCGGACAUCAGUCAGCAAGAGGGAAGCCCAAACUCUGGCGCCGCUUCCUCUGCACCGCGGGGACAACGAUUCCCGACUCCAUGGCCGCGACCGCCAUGAUUAGGAUUACCACUUUACGUUGCCGCCACGACCCGCUCUCCUCCCUUCCCCGCACCACGUCGGUCGCCCGCUCCUGCACGCUUCCUCCUGAUGGCCGCCGAUGCAGACUGCUCACUCCCCAUUCUUCUUGCUGCUCCCCUUCCUCCUCCGUCUCUCCGCGCCGGGUCCGGGUCAGGGUCCGGGUCCGUCCAACAGCAGCAGCAUUGAAGCGCAUCCCUGGCAGCAACACCAGCUUCAUGGGUCCAGGUCCAGCCGACAAUGGCGCCACCACGCUUCAGCGAUCGUCGUCGUCCGACCUUGGCCGCAGCCUGAUCGUCCCCAACUCCACUGCUGGCACCGGAGACGCCAGUGCUUCCUCAGGACUGCUGCCCGCCAUUCUUGGGGUGGCGCAUCUGCUUGUGGCGCUGGGCAUUGUGUUUGCCACCGACAAGUUCCUCAAACAGGCAUUCGUCGCCGCGUCCAUCAAGUUCCCAAGCGCCCUCUUCGGCAUGUUCUGUGUCUUCUCAGUGCUAGUCGUCUUGGACACAUUCGUGCCUGCUCUCGCCAAGGCGUUCAUGGACUUCUUUGCGCCUGCCACACUGUUCAUCCAGAGGUGGCUACCCUUGUUCUACGUCCCGACACUAGUCGUGCUGCCGCUCGCCGUCAGGGAUGUCCCAGCGGCUUCAGGACUCAAGAUUUUUGCAAUCACUUUUGGUGGCUGGUUUGCUACCCUUGCGGUUGCAGGAUAUACUGUGUUAGCUGUGAGAAAACUUGUGAAGACAGAGCUUAUUACAGAUGCAGAGCCUAUGAGCAAGCAGUCACCAUUUUCUACAUUGGAAAUCUGGGCAUGGGCUGCUAUAUUCGUUGCAUCAUUUGGUGUUGCAUAUUUCAAUCCCACGGCACUUGGUACCACAGCAAGAACAUGCCUUCCUUUCCUGCUUGCUGCUAAUGUGCUGGGAUACAUGGUUGGUUCUGGGUUACCAUCUGGUGUCAAGAAAGUAUUACAUCCAAUCAUCUGCUGCGCACUUUCUGCAGAUUUGGCAGCAGUAGCGUAUGGGUACCUCUCCGGGUCUGGACUUGAUGCUGUGCUAGGUGAUUACCUCACAAAGGCGCCUUCUAAUCCUGGAGCCGGUGACGUACUAAUGGGUUUCCUUGGGUCUGUGAUCAUAUCAUUUGCAUUCUCAAUGUUCAAACAGAGAAAGCUUGUAAAGAGGCACGCAGCAGAGAUUUUCACAUCAAUUGCCAUUGCAUCGACAUUCUCUCUGUACUCAACUGCUGUCAUAGGGCGCCUGAUUGGGCUAGAGCCAUCAUUAACCAUAUCCAUAUUGCCAAGGUGUAUAACUGUGGCGCUGGCUUUGAGCAUAGUGUCUUUCUUUGAAGGUGUAAACUCUACACUAACUGCUGCCGUGGUUGUCCUUACCGGGCUCAUUGGAGCGAAUUUUGUGCAAGCAGCUAUGGAUAAACUUGGUCUGAACGACCCCAUUGCCAGAGGAAUAGGGACAGCUUCCAGUGCUCAUGGACUGGGGACAGCAGCACUGUCAGCCAAGGAACCUGAAGCACUCCCUUUCUGUGCCAUUGCUUAUGGUCUCACGGGAAUUUUUGGCUCGCUGAUUUGCUCGGUUCCGGCAGUGAGGCAAAGCUUGGUAUUCAUAGCUGGUUAAGAGCAGCUCAUGAUGAUCUGAAUUUGAGGGUUUGAUUCUUUUUAGAUAAAAGAAGCCGUUUCCUGUGUAAAACAAGUCAUGUUCAGAAGAUGGGGAAGCAAAACAUUUUGGGUUAGGAUCUAUUAUGUAUAGAGGCUUGAAAAAAAAAGUGAAUAAUUCCGUAAUCAGGAUGUAUAAAAUAAUACUACUAGAGGAUGGUAGAUGCCUAGAUGGAUCCAUUGUUUGUUUGAUAGUUUGUGAUAUCAUAUUUCUCCCUCCCUAGAAACAAGAGAUAUAAAAUGUUUGAUAAA
Molecule: messenger RNA, 2242 nt
Organism: Sorghum bicolor (sorghum)
Lineage: Eukaryota; Viridiplantae; Streptophyta; Magnoliopsida; Poales; Poaceae
Product: plastidal glycolate/glycerate translocator 1, chloroplastic
Source: RefSeq, a predicted model, not a curated record